This is a messenger RNA of Coffea eugenioides, 516 nucleotides long. RefSeq lists its product as uncharacterized. The coding region runs from base 60 to 431 and encodes 123 amino acids. The record is from RefSeq and is a predicted model, not a curated record. NCBI's taxonomy places the organism in Eukaryota, Viridiplantae, Streptophyta, Magnoliopsida, Gentianales, Rubiaceae. The transcript is spliced from 5 exons.
GUCCUUCGAAUCAGAGUGAAAAAACCAACCUCAUAAACAACUAAAACAAGAGCUAGAACAUGAGUUUCCUUAAACAACACAAAAGUUACAUAGUUUUAACCAUAUGGGCUCUUGUUUUUCUGCUUUCCUCCAUUGAUGUAGCAGCUAAAUCUCGUCAGCCAAUCUCUGAAUCCGAGAUUCGAGAGAGAAGAAACCAGUGCUAUGCAGACAUUGAAAGUGGAUUAUGGGGUCAGCAAUGUAAAUCUUCCAAGAUAGCAAAGGAGAAUUGUGCCUUGAAUUGCCUCUCACCAACCUGUUAUCAGCUCGUCUAUGAGAGUGAUCCGUUGGAAGAAGGAGAAAAAGAUUACAUCAGGAGUCAAGAGUACAAGUACUGCAUGCACAAAGUAUCUUUAGGAGAGAGCCUGGAUGGUAUUAGAGGGGCCUUUGAUUAGCAUGCACGGGGGUGGAAGUUUUUAAAAUUCUACUGUUCUAUAUGCAUCUCAGCAUGGCCAAACAAGAUAAGAUGGAUGUCGUGCA